AUGGAAGUGGAAAAACGCUCAUUUCGGGUCAUCAUCGUCGGCGGAUCUAUCACGGGGAUGACCCUCGCCCACUGCCUCGAUCGUGCCGGAAUUGAUUAUGUGAUUCUUGAGAAACAUCAAGAUAUAUUUGCCGAGCCCGGGAUUUCCAUCGGACUCAUGCCCAACGGUUCUCGAGUCUUGGAGCAACUAGGAUUAUAUUCUGAUGUGGACAAUCUCUACCAGCCAAUCAAGAAGAUAUAUCAGUGUUUUCCCGAUGGGUUUUGUCUCGAGGCUGAAAGCCCGGAUAGAAUAGUUGAACGAUUUGGUCUGCCAUUUUGUGUCAUUGAGAGGCAGCUGUUCCUCGAUGUUCUCUACUCCCACUUCCAGGACAAGUCGCGAAUUCACAUGAACAAGAAAGUGAUUGAGAUUACCCAUGGUCGGUCAGACGUGUCUGUCAAGACAGCCGAUGGGUCCACCUACACAGGAAACCUAGUCGUGGGUGCAGACGGCGUCCACAGCGCCGUGCGCUCAGAAAUGUGGCGGCUCGGGAACUUGGAACGGCCUGACUUUGUGACAGAGGAAGUCAAAUCCGGCCUCUCUGCGGAAUACGGUUGCGUGUUUGGGGUCUGCAAAACGCCUCCUGGUCAAGACCGAUGGGAGCAUAUUAUCAGAUAUAACCAAGAUUUCUGCUUCCUGUUCUUUCCUGCAACAGGGACAGAUAUAUUUUUCAACGUCAUCUAUAAGUUCAAGCGAAAGUACAGAUAUCCCAACAUCCCCCGUUUUAGCAAGGCCGAGGCAGUCAAAAUAUGCGAAUCUGUCGUCGACUUUCCUGUCUGGAAGGAUGUCAAGUUCGGAGAUCUAUGGGAACAACGAACCAAGUUUUCCUUAGUACCUUUGGAAGAGCACAUGUUCAAAAACUGGCACUAUGGACGCAUAGUUUGCGUUGGAGAUAGUGUGAGCAAGAUGUCCCCGAAUAUCGGGCAAGGUGCCAACACUGCAAUCGAGGCAGCUGCAGCGCUGACAAACGGACUCCGGAAGCUACUAAUAGACCAUAGUCCGGACCAGCCACCGGAGCGAGCACUCGCUUCCAUGCUGGAGGACUUUAACCAGAAGCAGCUCAAACGCCUGGAAACGGUUCAUGGAGAUGCGCAGUUCGUUACCCGACUCGAAGCUCUGGACGGGGGGAUACUCCGAUUCUUUGCACGCCAUGUAAUGGGGCAUUGUGGAGAUCUGCUUGUUGGUAAUCUUGCUCGCAUUGUAGGAAAGGGAUCGGUGCUGGACUUUGUACCGCUGACUGUUCGGUCUGGGAAGGACUGGCCCCCUUGCCCCUGGCAGUAUUCAUGGGGAAUCUCCGAGUCGAUUGAUUUCUGCAAAAACCUUACUUACGCUAUUAUCAUUGUUCUGGUUGCCCUGGUCGUCAGACAUAUGAUGAACUGA
Messenger RNA from Penicillium concentricum, 1416 nucleotides. RefSeq names its product FAD-dependent oxidoreductase. The transcript is spliced from 4 exons. The coding region runs from base 1 to 1416 and encodes 471 amino acids. Gene Ontology annotation, molecular function: FAD binding. The record is from RefSeq and is a predicted model, not a curated record. NCBI's taxonomy places the organism in Eukaryota, Fungi, Ascomycota, Eurotiomycetes, Eurotiales, Aspergillaceae.